Molecule: messenger RNA, 3032 nt
Organism: Pyrus x bretschneideri (Chinese white pear)
Lineage: Eukaryota; Viridiplantae; Streptophyta; Magnoliopsida; Rosales; Rosaceae
Product: 2,3-bisphosphoglycerate-dependent phosphoglycerate mutase 1
Biological process (GO): glycolytic process
Molecular function (GO): intramolecular phosphotransferase activity
Source: RefSeq, a predicted model, not a curated record
CUUAGAGGCUAAGGAAAACUGUUAGUCUGUUAUAGUUAGUUUUCUCUUAGUUAGAAAGUGUUGUGAUUUGUUUGGCUCACAACUUGUAUAUAUACUCAUAUUGUAAUCUUAUUCAUUUUGUGAAAUGAAAAUAUAAUUUCCAAACAGAUGGGAAGGGAAGGAAAAAAAACAAAAAAAAAAAAGAAAAAAAAAAAAAAAAGGGGGAUUAUCUUCUCUUAGUUAAAAGGAGCUACUACGAGUCUACGAGGUCAUUGCGGUAGGGGUUGGUAAAAAGUGGAGUUUUUGCAGUGGGGAAAACUGAAAAAGAGUUCCGCCACCUCUUUCCGAUUAUGUGUUUCCCUUCCCCUUCCCCUUCCCCACACCCUUCACAAAGCAUUGAUCCCUCCAAAGCUUUCAAAUUUCCCAGAGGUCACAGACCCAUUUUCUAUUCAUGUGAAAUGGUUGCCACGGCUUUCCGCCGUCCUGUUGGAGUCAUUCAGCUCCGUGGUUCUGUUGGUGAGACUGGCUCUGCUAGAAAUUGCAGGCAGUCAUCUUUCAGAUUUAUUUCUAAGAAUUUGGCGGCCGAUGUUGGCUUGCUUAGAAAAGAACAUUGUAGCUCUAGACAAUGUAGACUGCAUGUAAUUCGUUCAUCGUCUUCUCAAGCUUCGACAACUGAUCCAAUUUUAUCCACCUCCCACGGUGAAAGUUCUUUGAUCUUAAUUCGUCAUGCUGAAUCUUUGUGGAAUGAGAAGAAUUUGUUCACCGGUUGUGUUGACAUGCCUUUAACCAAUAAAGGUGUUGAUGAAGCAAUAGAAGCUGGUAAGAGAAUCAGCAACAUCCCUGUAGAUAUGAUUUACACAUCUUUGCUUAUUCGUGCACAGAUGACGGCAAUGCUUGCCAUGACUCAACACCACCGCAAGAAGGUGCCAAUUGUUGUGCACAACGAGAGUAUACAGGCAAAAACAUGGAGUCAAAUUUACAGUGGAGAUACUAAAAAGCAAUCAAUUCCAGUUAUAACUGCUUGGCAAUUAAACAAAAGAAUGUUUGGUGAAUUACAGGGUCUUAAUAAGCUGGAGACAGCUGAAAGAUAUGGAAAAGAGCAAGUGCAUGAGUGGCGUCGGAGUUUUGAUAUUCCUUCCCCCAGUGGUGAGAGUUUGGAAAUGUGUUCUCAAAGGGCUGUAGCCUAUUUUAAAGAACAGAUUGAACCACAACUACAAACUGGAAAGAACGUUCUGGUUGCUGGCCACGGAAAUUCAUUGAAGUGUAUUACAUAUCUCGAGAGAUUAACUUCUCAAGAGGUUAUUAGCUUUAGAGUUAUCAACCAGUGUACCACUGCUCUAUAUUUUUAAGGAGGGAGAGUUUAUGAGGAGAGGAAGCCCAGUAGGACCUACAGAACCUGGUGUUCAUGCUUAUACUAAGGUGUUAAUUUUUCUGCUCAUAUAAGUUGUUGCAAUCCUGAAACCUUAUAGCUUGCUGUGUGUAUCCUUACAUUAUAAGCUAUAACGGUGUUAAUACCUUCAAAUUCAUUGCAAUUAUUUGGGGCUUUCGAGGAAGUGGGGUAGUGGGUUCAUUCAAACAAUCCCGAGCAAGCAGAGGUUUGGAGACUGUUCAGGCUAUAUAUUUUGAAAGCUCUUUUAUCAAAAGAAGCAGGGUUAAGCUUUACUUGAAGGGGUUAAAGUAUGAACACUGGUUUCAAUUCAAAAUUUGAAACUUUUAUAGGCAAAGUAAUCUUAAAAUUAAUUGAAAAUUCACACUACAUUUUGCUCUGGUUGUAAUAGUCCUUGACUUAAGCUGUGGCCAAUUGAAUUUGAUUUAUUAAAUCGAAUGGCUAGACAAAUGGAGGGUGUGCAGGAGGGGAAAAAUCGGUUGCAGAAGGCAUUUCAGUAAGACUAAAUGGGUAUUUUUUUGAGUCUGGGACAGAUCCAGGAAGUCUGAGGUGGGUUAUAGCCCAUCCUAGUAUUAAGAAUUAGAAACAAAGCUAGUUGAGUUCCAGCCAGCCCAAUUCAUAUCUAUGAUUAACUUGUUUCUUCUUCAGCAUUGCUUGUUUUAUUCUUCUUAAUACUCCAAUUUGUCUUCUACUAUUAUUCUUCUAAUAUGGUUUAUAAUUUUGUUUCUAAAUUCUAAUUGAGAGAUUUUUCAGUCAAUAUCUACUCUUAGGCUUUUAUUGGGGGGAAAAUUGGCUUAAAAAAUUAAGCCAUCGUUGUUUUUGAAUCUUGGACCUGUCCCUUGUUGGGAGAUCAGGAUAGUAAUUCAGUUGAAAUAAAAUUGUCUCUAGUACUCUGAUCUGUGUUUGGUUGGCACAAAACAGGUCUUUUUGGGUCAAUCGACGACGGUGAUGAAUGUGAGAAAAUUACUUUUUCAGGUCUCAUUACUAGAUGUUUUAUUUGCUGCUUGCUACACUUUUUGCAUGCAGAGUUUAGCACUUUACAGGCAAAAAUUGGAAAAAGGGUUGCAUUGAACUAUAUAAAAGCAGGGGACGACCUAUUUUUGGUUGUUCGGGCUUUUCCGGAGUUUAUUUGUAAGUUGCAGAUCUGCGGUCACUAACUAAAUGCAAGACAUUGUUCCAGUGCACAGGCCUAACGUUGAAAGACUUCAGAAAAGCAAGAAAAAAACAGACCAUAUGUAUACCGUUGGAUUUUUAGAGAAAGGUCCGUUGUUGAUGACCAUGGUAGAGAGAGACUAGUGGAGGCCGACGUGUGCAAUGCGUGGAGGGCAGAUGGUGAGUGCCGAGACAGAGUAAAAGUCGAGAUCAUGCUCUUGAAAAUGGCGGAUCCUCAUCACAUUGAUACAGCUCUCAGUCUUCCUCCUCGCACACAUUGCCUGCAAUUCUCUAUCUCCUCACGACGCCGAUUGGAUUUCUGUGAAAUUUUAUAAUUUUUUGGCUUCUGGCUUGUGCUUUUGGUGUGGAUUUGUAAUUGAAUUUAUUGGUGUGGAUUUGUUAUUGAAUGUAUUGGUUUUGAAGGCAGAUCUGGGUUUGUAUGUAAUGUGCUCUAAAAUUUUGAUGAAUUUUGCAAUUUUUGAAGUCUUGAAUGUUACGUGGUGUUGUUUCAUGU